Molecule: messenger RNA, 1338 nt
Organism: Triticum dicoccoides
Lineage: Eukaryota; Viridiplantae; Streptophyta; Magnoliopsida; Poales; Poaceae
Exons: 5
Coding region: 677-1225 (182 amino acids)
Biological process (GO): regulation of transcription by RNA polymerase II
Cellular component (GO): nucleus
Molecular function (GO): sequence-specific double-stranded DNA binding
Source: RefSeq, a predicted model, not a curated record
UCUUCCUCGCUGCUGCAACAAGCAAUCCAAUCCACAUUAGCUUCUAUCUACGCGUUGAGUUCUUCCCCACGUCAAGCAGAGCACCAAAAUCCAAUCCAGGUAGCAAAGGAGCUUGAGUGGGUGGUGCAAUGGAACUCCAAGAGAGCUUCGAUGUUGAGCCUUUGUUUUCCACCCCCACCGACACCGACUGGGGGAUCCCGAUGUCCCCUCUUCCUCUUCCUCUUCCUCUUCCUGUCCCACCCAGCAGCAGCCAUAUGAUUAUGAACAAGAGAGAUGUGGGUGUGGCUCAAUCAUCGGCCCAAGCAGUAGCAGGGAAGAAACUAGAACAAGAAUUCGAGCUCCCUGCUGACUUCAUUUCCACCCCCACCGAUGUGGAGCUUGUGCAGGAGUACCUCCUCCCAGCUAUCCAAGGCAUGCCGGAGGGACCCACCCUUUAUGAUUUGUACUAUGGUCCCGCGGUUGUUAAGGCUGAGCUCCCUUUCAUGGACCCGUGGCAACUUCCUGGGAUUUGCGUACACCAAAUGGGUUUUGGAAAAAACAGACAAGCGACAGGGUGAUCAGGGCGGGACACAACGGGGUUGUCGGGGUCAAGAGGACCAUCAAGUUUCACCCUUCCCCGCCCACGUCCACGGGAGAUGAUGCAUUGCCGUUGUCGGGCACCAACACCAACUGGAUCAUGAACGUCUACUAUUAUUGUCUCCACGGAUCUGUCCAGCAUGGUUUAGUCCUGUGCCAUGUAUUCGAGACAGACUCAACCGACUACGACGACACUCCCAAAUGCAUCAGCGUCGGAUGCCAUCCAGGAUCUUGCAAUGGAAACCACAGUGGUCAAGCAUUCGGAGCUCCAAGCAGCAACGCUUUAUCCAAUUCAACACAUCCAGGAUUAAACUCUUACAUUGCAGAACUUGGGAACCUCUUGCUCGGUGACCCUGGUGACCAUGACAACUCCGCAGAUACUGCAAACUCUAGUGCAACAGCAGGCGCACCUCCAAAAGCUGACCAUGGGCUCUCGAAAAAGCGCAAGAAGAGCUCGGAUGUUUGGGAUUACUUCACCAAGAUAUUUGCACGCGACAUCAACGGGAAGGUGCUGACAUUCGCGGCGUGCAACCACUGCUGCAAGAUACUAACAGGCAGUUCCAAGGGUGGCACCACACACCUCGCAAGGCACGCGUGCCCGUGCAAGCUCAAACCAGUAGAAGCUGGCAGAAAUGCCAAGGAUUCCUAAGUUCUUGGUCGGCUCAUUUCUUUAAUUAGGAAUGCUUUUAGUAUUAUAUAAGUUGAGGGUACUACUAAAAUUUGAAGGCUAGCUACGGAAAUAAGAUGGCUCAGCGGCUGCUC